This is a messenger RNA of Arabidopsis thaliana (thale cress), 776 nucleotides long. RefSeq names its product ATP synthase subunit C family protein. Bases 229 to 486 code for a protein of 85 amino acids. The transcript has a single exon. The record is from RefSeq and is marked reviewed. NCBI's taxonomy places the organism in Eukaryota, Viridiplantae, Streptophyta, Magnoliopsida, Brassicales, Brassicaceae.
CGGAUCAAAUUGAAUAAUCGAAGAGAGAUGGGACCCUAGCUACGAGUCAUUCCCUCUGACGUCGAAUGAUCUACUUGCUUGUACUUCUCUUUGUCGAGAUUCAGUUGGUCUUCAGUCUACCACUCCGUGGGUAUAAGAUCGCAAAGAAUGCAUUCCAAGUGAGAUGUCCAAGAUCAAAGGAACGAGGGUAAGAAUCGACGAGGAAUCAAUAAGAUAUAAGAUAAGUGAAUGACAAAGCGUGAGUAUAAUUCUCAACCCGAGAUGUUAGAAGGUGCAAAAUCAAUAGGUGCCGGAGCUGCUACAAUUGCUUCAGCGGGAGCUGCUAUCGGUAUUGGAAACGUAUUCAGUUCUUUGAUUCAUUCUGUGGCGCGAAAUCCAUCAUUGGCUAAACAAUCAUUUGGUUAUGCCAUUUUGGGCUUUGCUCUAACCGAAGCUAUUGCAUUGUUUGCCCCAAUGAUGGCCUUUUUGAUCUUAUUCGUAUUCUGAUCGAAGAAAGAAGGUUUCCAUUCAGUCUCAUAAAGCAAGCACCUCUUUCACAUAAGAAAGUGGAGGCAGGCUUGGGGAUACGAUCUAAAAUGAUUCCAAGGACCGGGCAAUCGCCCUCUUUUUUAAUGAAGAAGCGGGCUAGUCCCCGAAAAUGCCCGUUAAUCAAGCAAGUUGGGGAACAAAAUCUUCCUUGUUAGUUACUCAUUUCUUCGGUCGAGCGUUCUCCGGACGUCGAGAAAUCUAUCACUCAAUCACUGGCCGCUCUGUAAUUGUCUGAUUUUAGGUUUUUG